CUCUCACCCAGAAGACAACAACCACAAACCUACAACUACGACAGACUCCUGAUAUCCCAAUCAAUCCUUGACCAGUUUCUUUCUUCCCUUCCAAUCCAACAACACUCGGGUCUUUUUCCUGCUCUUUCUCUUUCACACACAACACCCUCACGAUGUCUGUUGAAGUCACACCGUCCAAGCAGGCUGCUGCCGCCCUCGAUUCUUUCAAAAUGGAAUCCCCCGUCAAGAAGCUUAACUUCAACGCUGCCGACAAGGAGAACCAGCCCCUCGCUUCCGACGUUGCCACCGCAACCAAAAACACCGAUUAUCAGACCAAGCCCACCCAGGAGGUUACAAAGCAACAAGCAAAGCCCGCCGUUGCCCCCGGUAUCAAGGAACAAGAGCUCGACGAGCCUCUGCUCCAGGAGAAUGGCCAGCGCUUCGUCCUCUUCCCCAUUAAGUACCACGAGAUCUGGCAGAUGUACAAGAAGGCCGAGGCCUCUUUUUGGACAGCCGAGGAAAUUGAUCUGUCAAAGGAUCUCCAUGACUGGAACAACAAGAUCAACGAGGAUGAGAAGUACUUCAUCUCGCACAUUCUCGCCUUCUUCGCCGCCUCCGAUGGCAUCGUCAACGAGAACCUGGUCGAGCGCUUCAGCGGCGAAGUACAGGUUCCCGAGGCCCGAUGCUUUUACGGCUUCCAGAUCAUGAUGGAGAACAUUCACUCCGAGACCUAUUCCCUGCUCAUCGACACCUACAUCAAGGAGCCUGCUCAGCGCACGUACCUCUUCAACGCCAUUGACACCAUUCCCUGUAUUCGUAAGAAGGCCGACUGGGCUCUCAAGUGGAUUAACGAUGAGAAAUCUUCGUUCGCCCAGCGUCUGGUUGCUUUCGCCGCCGUUGAGGGUAUCUUCUUCAGCGGUGCCUUCGCGUCCAUCUUCUGGCUCAAGAAGCGUGGUCUCAUGCCCGGCCUGACCUUUUCCAACGAGCUCAUCUCUCGUGAUGAGGGACUCCACACCGACUUCGCCUGCCUGCUGUACUCCCAUCUCAAGAACCGCCCCAGCAAGCAGGUCAUUGAGGACAUAAUCGUCGAUGCGGUCAAGAUCGAGCAGGAGUUCCUGACUGAAGCCUUGCCUUGUGCCCUGCUUGGCAUGAACUCCAACUUGAUGAAGCAGUACAUCGAGUUCGUUGCCGACCGUCUUCUGGUUGCUCUUGGCAACGACAAGGUCUACAAGUCUUCCAAUCCCUUCGACUUCAUGGAGAACAUCUCCCUGGGCGGCAAGACCAACUUCUUUGAGAAGCGUGUUGCUGACUACCAGAAGGCCGGUGUCAUGAACAGCACCAAGAAGGCGCAAGAAGAGCCCACUGAGGGUAAGGGAGAGAACGGUGGUGACUUCGUGUUCGAUGAGGACUUUUAGAUCAUGAGCGCCCGAAGUUUCUGUCCUGUUCUUUCCCCUAUAUACCCCUUGUACAUUUGCAUACGCAUGGUGCUUUGCCAGCGCGUCUCUUUCACACUCCCAACCCCUCAAUCGCCCCUCAAGCUAGUUUGGGCUCAAGAGUUGUUUUGUUGUAUAUACGUGGCGUUGGCGGGGUAUCAUUCUACAGGGAGUUGGAUGCUCCCACAGGCUGGUCGAUUGGAUGACCAUGGAAAGUAGGACAUGGGACAUGAGAUGUCUUUGAUGGAUAAUGUUGUUCAGUAAACUUGAUUUUAGAGCAAUCGCAUGAUAUGAACUAGACAACCGCCCCCCCUCUUUUGGUUUGAUUUCUGAAUGUAGUUUGACAAACCACUUCAACUGAGUCUUUGAGACAGUAGAUGUUACCUUUGAUCAUCAAUCUAUGGUUUGUAUCCUAUGUGAUGUUUUAAGGCCGAUCCUCUGCUACUGAGUAGCAGACUAGUAGACCGCCUUAUGCCUAUUUCAUUAACUGAUGUUAACACACCUAACAUCCACACAUCAAUCGAUCGGGGCCCUCCUGUAGUGUAAAGGAUAUUUCAACUAUUCCUCUUUAGAGGUAAACUGCUUCUCCUCCCCCAAUGGCACAUCUAAGAGUCCCUAACAUAA
Colletotrichum destructivum is the source of this 2036-nucleotide messenger RNA. RefSeq names its product Putative ribonucleotide reductase small subunit family, Ferritin-like superfamily. Lineage: Eukaryota; Fungi; Ascomycota; Sordariomycetes; Glomerellales; Glomerellaceae. The transcript is spliced from 4 exons. Gene Ontology annotation, molecular function: oxidoreductase activity. Gene Ontology annotation, biological process: deoxyribonucleotide biosynthetic process. The record is from RefSeq and is a predicted model, not a curated record. The coding region runs from base 153 to 1394 and encodes 413 amino acids.